AUGACCGAGCGCGGCGACCUCAGCCUCGAGCAGAUGGAGGCGGACAUCAAGAUGUGCGAGGAGCUCUUAGCGCAGGACAGCUUCGGUGUGAAAGACGCCCCCGCGCGCGCGUCCGCGGCGUCAGAGCUCGCGUCCGACGCCGCCGCGGCCGCGUCCGGCCGCCUCAGCGCGUCCCGCCGCAACGAGAUCAUGGACAAGAUCGAGAAGCACAAGCACAGGAAGGGAAACACCCCGGACGCGUACGCGAAGAGCUCGUACGAUCGCGCGCGGACGACGGCGGCGAAGGAUGGCGAUUCCAUGACCGCCGCGGAACGCCGCGAGCGCGUGCAGCAGCUCCUCCUCGAGCGUCAACAGCGGUUGAGCGCGUCCGCGCGGAAGUCCGCGCCGGCGGCGGGCGGGGACGGCGGGGACAGCCCGGAGACGCGCGGCGGCGGUACGAACCGGGUGAGCGCGUUUGGGUUGCCGUCGCACCCCGGGAACGGGUUCAAGACGCCGUCGAAUCAACGCGCGGCGCGGUCGACGACGCCUGGGACCACGAACACGGUCACUCGACGGUCGUACGCGGGGCAGAACGGGAGCGCGAUGCGGGCGAAUAAGACUUCGGCGUGGGGGCCGCGGCCGCAGUCCGCGCCGCGGCCGUCGUACGCCGCGAACGCGGACUGGAAGCCGUUCAACGUCGCGACGGAGCGAAAGGCGGGGCGGCACUCGAAGGAGGCGAUAGCCGCCAAGGUGGCCGCGGAGGAGAGGGAGAACAUGACGUUUAAACCGCGGACGAACAGCGCGCGGCGGUCGCGGCCGCCCACGCGGAUGCAGAACAUGUCCAGGCAGGAUCACAUCGAGCAGCUCUCGACGCCGCGACGCGCGCUGUGGGAGAGGUGCGAGCAGGCGAAGCUCGACGCGAGAGCCUCCGAGACGAGGGAGUGCACGUUUAAACCAAAGGUGAACCGCCCGAAGAAGAUGGCGGAGACCUACGGCCGCGGGCGCAGAGACGAGAUCACGACGCUGCCGUUCCCGGAUCGGCUGUACGACGCGGGGAAGGACAAGUACCGCGCGCGGGAGAACGCGAAGCGGCAGCUCGCGGAAGCCGAGGUGGCGUCGUUUCCGUUCCAACCCGCGAUCAACGACAACUCGCGAGCGGCGGUGGAGGAGCACGGGUACCGCCCGAUCCACGAGCGCGUCGGCGACUUGCUUCGAAAGCGGCAAGAGUCCAUGGCCGCGGCGAAGGUCCAAGUCGAGCUCGAGAACCCGGACUUGACGUUCGCGCCGAGGGUGAGCCAAGCGAGCCGCGCCAUCGCGCGCGGGCUCGAGGAGGAAGCCGGCGUCUCUCCGAGCGAUCGCGUCGACCUUCUCUCUAAAGGCGUGAGCGUGAAGUCCGUCCGGGGCGGGACGUACACGCGCCGAAAGAGCGUCGGAACGGAGGAGGACUACACGUUCAAGCCAAAGUUGAACGAGAACACGCGGCGGUUGAUCGACAUGAUGGCAGAGGAGGGCGUCCGCGGCGGCGCCGGGUCGUUCCUCGAGCGGCAACAAGAGGCGCUGGCCAAGGCGGAGAGAGAGAAGGAGCAACUGAGGUCGUUGCUCGACGAGGACUGCACGUUCCACCCGAACACCGGGAACGCGGACGAGGUCAUAAGCACGUCGAAGCACGCGGAACGCCUGGGUGAGACCGCUUCCGAGAGGAUCCUGCGGUUGUCGUACAUCGAGAAGCGAGAGAGGGACGCGGCGAGAGAACGCGCGCACGAGGAAAAUCUAAAGAAGAUCGCUCCGUUCAAGCCGCGGCUUUCCAAGUCCGCGAAGACGAAGCGCGCGACGCCGCUCCACGAGCUCGUUGAGAACCGCAAGAGCGAGAAGCGCGCGGCCCUCGAGCAAGCCGCGGCGGAGCAGUGGGAGACCGAGCACACGUUCGAGCCGAACAAAGGUCGGAAGCACUCGGACGCGGCGCCGCGGCCGUUUCAGGUGGAUUACAACCAAGGCGGCGGGAUCACCGCGCGGAUUCGCGAGUACCGCCGCGAGAAGGAGAUUUGCCUGCAAGAAGCCCGGAACGAGAAGGAGUUCAAAGAGCUCGAGGCGUGCACGUUCCAGCCGAACGUCGGACGAAAGCCGACGAAAGGAUUCGCGGGGACGAAGUCUGUCGUCGAGGCGGUGCCGGGGUUGGGUCGGCACCUGGAGCUCAGACGCCGAGCGAAGCAGAUGGAGGACGACGCGAAAGCGCGCCAGGCGAAGGUGUUCAUGGAGGACGCCGCCACGAAGAAGAUGCCCGCGCACAAGCAGACGGUCCCGCGGCCGUAUAACAUCUCCGGGUACGGCGAGCAAGCGAUGAAGGCGGAGCUGAGGCGGCAGCGUUUGAUGCAAGAAAAGGAGGAGAAGGAGAAGCGCGAGUGCACGUUUCGUCCAAAGACGAACGAGCGCCCGAGGAAGGAGCUCAUCGAGAAGCUCCUCGCGGACGACGACGACUUCGAGUAUUAAUUAAGUCGCGACGUGCGCGCUAUCUAGAGUGUUGUUACAUACAUAACGGUGCUACCUUAAGAAGUCUGGGGUUCACGACGCGCGACGACGGAUCCGACUGACCUACUCGAGUAUCGUGAACCCCAUGAAGCGCGAAUUUUCUUCGCCGUUCGCGCGGUAGUCCUCUGUCUGCGCGUGGUCGAAACUCCGUAUCCAAAUCUGCACCGGGUCUAACAGCUUCACGCUGUCCGGCUGCUCCGUGUUCUGCACGCGCAUGAACCUCACCUGCGCCUGCGCGCGUUUCAAAGUCUCCCACGGCUGCGUCCGCGUCCCCGGCCACGCGUCGCUCCCGUUGUACGGGUUGACGUAAAACUGAUGCGUGUCCCUGUUGAUGAACACCCCCGCGGUGCCGCUGUCCAGCGCUUCCACUCUCGCCUCGAACUUGGCGCGGACGCACUCCACCGGACACGGCGGCUGGCAGUCGUCCACGCACGAGAUGGUGCACAGCGGCGGGAGCCCGUCCGGGAACGCGCCGACGAGUCCGUCCGGCGUGUCGAACGGCUCUUGCCCCUCGAACGGCACCGCGGUGUAGUACUUCACGUCGUUGUCCACGCUCGCGGGGUCGCAGAACCACCCGUACGGGCCCACGGAGCACUCGCGGCCGUCCGUCGUCGUCGACGUCGUGAUCGACAGCGGGUUAUCGUCCGCCUGCGCGUCCGCGAGGACGACGCCG
Messenger RNA from Micromonas pusilla CCMP1545, 3178 nucleotides. RefSeq lists its product as uncharacterized. Bases 1 to 2466 code for a protein of 821 amino acids. The record is from RefSeq and is a predicted model, not a curated record. The transcript is spliced from 3 exons. NCBI's taxonomy places the organism in Eukaryota, Viridiplantae, Chlorophyta, Mamiellophyceae, Mamiellales, Mamiellaceae.